Dothidotthia symphoricarpi CBS 119687 is the source of this 6978-nucleotide messenger RNA. RefSeq names its product P-loop containing nucleoside triphosphate hydrolase protein. Bases 1 to 6978 code for a protein of 2325 amino acids. Gene Ontology annotation, molecular function: ATP hydrolysis activity; helicase activity; ATP binding. The transcript is spliced from 4 exons. The record is from RefSeq and is a predicted model, not a curated record. NCBI's taxonomy places the organism in Eukaryota, Fungi, Ascomycota, Dothideomycetes, Pleosporales, Dothidotthiaceae.
AUGGCAGACCAAGAGGCUGCCGCGAAACGUGCGGUAGGGCUCACGAAGCUCUUCAAUGGGAUCAUUCACGGUCAUCGUGACUUGAAAAGUGCACUAGAGGGCAACCGAUUUCUUGAAGCGCUUCGCUCUCAAGAGGAUGUAUCAAAGUGCGUAGAAAGCUUAGUUGCGUCGAAAGCGGGCUUAGACGCCAUCGGGAAGGCCUUUCGGUUUUCCCCCGACGACGCUUUCCUCAACGGGCCAGCGGCUUCCUCCAUCCUACAUUUCUCACACCCUUCGCUCAAACAACUUUACGGCGGUCAAUUUUUGAAUCGCAUUCUCGAGCAAAUUGUACAACCCCCAACUUUCUGGAAUACACUUGUCAAAGCUCACGAUGCGCGCAAUCUCUCGUCUGAUGCUACGCACGCGUUUGCCUGGCUGCUACUUGAAACCCUCCACUCUCGUUCUGAAGACGUUCCAGAUGUGCGCGAGAUUGCAGAGGAAGUCACCAAAAACGAAUCGCUCAUCAAAUCAGAAUCACUGGAUGUUAGAAAUAUAGGCUACAAGAUCAAGCAUGCGGUAGAGAGCUCGUCAAGCGACUCUGUUGACGGUCCAGGAGGUCGGCACGACAAUGAUUUUGACGAUUUUCGAAAGAUAAAGAUCUUGCCGACAGCAGAUGAGUUUGCAUCCUCCGAAACGCCAUUCUAUCGACGUGCGGACGCUAUAGACUCUGUACUACCAGGGAACCGCGGAUCCGUACACUUGGACAAUCAGUUUCGAUUGCUUCGAGAAGACCUUCUAGGAGAGCUACGAAACGACUUCCAGAUCGCCACCGGUCAAAAGAAGGGUCGUCGCAAGACUGUUCUUACAAAUCUGCAAUUUGUUGAUAUCGAUUGCGGGCCAGUUUCACGACGCAAGCCUUGCUCCCUAAGGCUUCGUGUAUUAGAUGACAUCCCUCAACUCAGGAAAGUGAAGGGUGUUGAACAGAGAAAGAGGUUUGUGUCGGACAAAGCGAACAAAAACCUGAUGAAGAACCGGGCGCUAGGAUGCUUGGUUAGCAACGGUAACAUUGUCGCCUUCGCCAACGUAGAGCGUGAUGAAGCAUUAUUGGCUGAACAGCCCGCGAUCAUCGUUCUUCAUAUCGUUGACGCAGAUUCUGUCGGCAGAGUUCUCCUUGCGUGGAAGCAUGCAACCGAUAUGAAUUUCGUUCAGGUCGAUACCGCAGCAUUUUCAUAUGAACCGAUUUUGAAGUGCCUGCAGUCCAUGAUCGAACUUCCUCUACAUGAGCAACUGGUCGGCCUUCAACCGGACGAUAACGAACAACCUUCUGAAGUGCAGCCCUACAGUAUCAUCGACGCCGUCCGCAACACCUGGCAGAACAAUCUUCAACCAACCCUGAAUACGAGUAAACCUGUUGAACUAGACGCUACACAGGCGGAGUCGCUUCUCGCAGGUUUGGAAAGGAAAGUGAGUCUGAUUCAAGGCCCUCCUGGAACGUGGAAAUCAUUCAUUGGCGCUCUGAUAGCCAAGAUACUGCAUGAUCACACCAGCGAGACUAUACUAGUGCUCACCUACACUAACCAUGCACUGGAUCAAUUUCUUGUUGAUUUGCAAGACAUUGGUAUUCCGUCAAAUGCUAUCGUCAGACUUGGAUCCAACUUUACUCCUGCUACACAAUCACUUGCUCUAAAGGAACAACAUAGUAGCUACAGAAUGAGUAUGACCACAAGGAUCAUAGUAGACGAACUGAAGGUACAAGUUGAAAGCUAUCAUGACGCUCUGACUAGGAAGGUGGACCACUUUUCUGCCUUGCGCCGGACGAACAAAAUCCUUCUCGAAUAUCUUGAAUUUUCGGAAGAUUCUGAAUUUUUUGAUGCAUUCGUCGUCCCUGAGAGUGAUGAUAAAAUGGCGUUGGUUGGAAAGAAGGGAAGAAUCAUCGACAAGACGUACCUAGUGCAAAGGUGGAUCAACGGGCAAGAUGCUGGUGUCUUCCAAGCUAGUGCUGAGGUGAAUUAUCCUAGCAUUUGGGCCAUGUCACCGCAGGCGCGCAUAACACUCGAAAAUCGGUGGUAUCAGGAAAUUGAGAAUGAGCUAAUCACUGAGGUCACUAUCUUAGUACGAAAAUACAACGAGUGUUGUGAGCGCCUCACCCAACUCUUCCGCGAGAAGCAGUCGCACACCAUCGGUAACAAACGCAUCAUUGGAUGCACAACAACCGGGGCUGCUAUGUUCACAGAUGCAAUCCUGAAGGCAUCACCUGGUGUUAUACUGGUCGAAGAGGCUGGCGAGAUUCUUGAAAGUCACGUCCUGGCAGCAAUGACAGCUAAUACCAAGCAGCUUGUCUUGAUUGGCGAUCAUAAACAACUUCGUCCAAAGGUUAGCAACUACUCUCUUACUGUGGAGAAGGGACAUGGCUACAACCUCAACGUCUCUCUAUUUGAGAGGCUUGUCCUUGCAGGAGUCCCGCACACAACGCUUAACAAACAACAUCGCAUGCGACCUGAGAUCUCAUCACUGAUCAGAUUCAUGACCUACCAUGAACUCGAAGAUGCCGAGACGACACGAAAGAGGCCUGCGUUGCGGGGAUUCCAAGACAACGUUAUGUUUGUCUCUCAUGAUCGCCCCGAAGUCAAUGCAGAUCGCAUCGCUGAUCGACGCGAUGGUGAGGCCAAGUCCAGUAAGGAAAAUACGUACGAGGCCGACAUGGUAUUGAAGUGCGUACGUUACCUGGGACAGCAAGGCUACGGUACAGAUGAUAUCGUGGUAUUGACUCCCUACCUUGGGCAGCUCUAUCUGCUGGUGAACACCCUUUCAGCCGAGAACGACCCAGUUCUGAAUGACUUGGAUUCUCAUGAGCUAAUUCGAGCGGGCUUACUUUCUCCUGCCAGUGGACAGAUAUCAAAACGCAGGCUCCGGGUAUCCACGAUCGAUAACUAUCAGGGCGACGAGAGCAACAUUGUCAUCGUCUGCCUGACGCGCAGCAACAGUAUUGGCGAUAUUGGGUUCAUGUCUUCACCUAUGCGCGUCAAUGUUAUGCUGUCUCGAGCGCGGAACGCACUAAUUAUGAUCGGAAACCCUCAAACUUUUAUGAACAGCCGUAAGGGCCAGGAUGUUUGGGUUCCAUUGUUGACAGAAUUAAAAAGCAGUGGCUACGUGUAUGACGGAUUUCCAGUCAAAUGCGAGCAACAUCCAGACAAGACCGCGCUCUUGACCGAGAAAGAGCAGUUCAACUCAGUGUGCCCGGAUGGAGGCUGUUCCGAACCAUGUGGGAAGAUGCUCAAUUGUAACAUCCACACGUGCCCGCAUCGCUGUCACCAAUUGCAGGAUCACUCCAAGAUGAAAUGCGAAACAAUUAUUUGGUUUUCAUGUCCCAAAGAUCAUAAAACCUCACGAAGGUGUUAUGAUAAGGCCGCAGCCGCGGUUUGUCGAAAGUGCGACGCUGAUGCACGUGCGCUGGAGAAGCGACGUCAACGUGACUACAAGUUGGAUCAAGACCGUCAAGCCAAGCAACAAGUGUAUGCGGCAAGACUUGCUGAGAUUGAAGAUGAACUCGAACAUGCAAAACGCGUAUUGAGAGAUCAAAACGACGAAAAUGACCGCCAAUAUGCUUUGGCACAGAAGAGGCAAGAUCUUGCGAAUUUGAGGUCAAAGGCUAGCAAUCCUCCGAAACAACCAACGGCAGGCUCUACCACAGCUAAGUCACCCAUCGCCACAUCGAACAAGUCCUCAAUACAAAGUCAGGAUAUACCCACAGCUCCUCGAGACAACAAAGACACUACUCAAGAGGAGAACAUCGGUGCUUCUGAAGAAGAAAGCCAGCCGGACUGGGAUAAGAGCGAAGCGAAGGAUGACUGGGAACAGCAAAAACAGUUUGACGGCGCAGAGAAUGAGGCGCUAGACUCCCUGAUGUCUAUGAUAGGACUCGAAUCUGUGAAGGAGCAGUUUCUAACUAUUAAAAACAAAGUCGACACUGUAGUACGACAAGGGAUUUCUCUCAAAGGGGAACGAUUCGGGGCGGCUCUGCUUGGAAAUCCAGGCACAGGGAAAACUACUGUUGCCCGUUUAUACGCCAAGUUCCUUGUCAAAGUUGGAGCUUUGCCUGGGGAUCACUUUUUCGAAACGUCUGGGUCGUCCCUCGCAAACGAUGGCGUUCCCGCUUGUAAAGCACACAUUGAGAAGAUUCUCGAAGAAGGGGGCGGAAUAUUCUUCAUCGAUGAAGCUUAUCAACUGGUUUCUGGAAACAGCUACGGUGGCAAGGCAGUUUUGGAUUAUCUUUUGACGGAAAUCGAAAAUUUGGUAGGCAAAGUCGUAUUCGUACUUGCAGGCUAUCAUAAGCAGAUGGAGGCCUUCUUCGCUCAUAAUCCGGGAAUUCCCAGUCGCAUCCCUCUCGAGAUGGAGUUUCAAGACUACACAGACGAAGAGCUGCAACGCAUUUUCUGUCAGUACAUCGAUUCGAAGUACAGAAGUAGCAUGAAAAUCGAAGGUGGCAUGAACGGCCUGUAUGUGCGAAUUGUAGCUCGUCGUGUUGGUCGCGGCCGCGGACGUGACGGGUUUGGCAAUGCUCGAGCCGUACAGAACAAGAUUGGCCGGAUAACGGAGCAGCAGGCAAAGCGUCUGCGCAAGCAGCGGAAAGCAGGAAAACUACCGGACGACAACUUUCUAACGAAGGAAGAUCUCAUUGGCCCAGAACCUGCAACUACCCUCAAAAAUAACGCUGCAUGGACCAAGCUGCAAAAGAUGAUCGGUCUGGCCUCUGUCAAACAGUCUGUCCAAUCGUUGCUCGACGGCAUCCAGUUCAACUAUCAGCGAGAGUUGGAAGAAAAGCCCCUCGUUCAGUACAGCCUCAACAGAAAUUUCAUUGGAUCGCCCGGGACGGGCAAAACAUCAAUUGCGAAGUUGUAUGGAAAGAUCCUGGCAGAUAUCGGUCUUCUUUCGAAUGGCGAAGUGGUCAUAAAGAACCCGGCAGACUUUGUUGGAAAUGUCCUUGGGGCUUCUGAAGCUAACACAAAAGGGAUACUUGCAUCAACUGUCGGCAAAGUCCUCAUCAUCGAUGAAGCUUACAUGCUGGCUGGGACUUCUGUUGCUGACCCAUACAAAGCCGCUGUAGUCGACACGAUUGUGGCUGAAGUUCAAAGCACACCGGGCGAAGACCGAUGUGUGCUUCUUCUGGGAUACAAAGACCAGAUGGAAGAGAUGUUUCGGGAUGCCAAUCCAGGGCUUGCGAGGCGAUUUCCGAUAGAAUCCGCUUUCGUCUUUGAAGACUUCAACGAUGCCGAGCUCCGCCAGAUCUUGGACCUAAAACUCAAGGACAUUGGUUUCAACGCCACUGAUCAAGCCAAAAGGGUUGCGAUGGAUGUACUCCAACGAGCUCGAAAUCGUCCUAAUUUCGGCAAUGCUGGUGAGGUAGACAUCAUUCUCGACAGGGCUAAGGGGGAGCACCAGAAGAAUAUGUCUGCUGGAAAAUCUCAAGACUUUGACACGUUUGACGCCAUCGAUUUCGACCCGGAUUUUGACAGAGGGGAACGAGCAGCCACCAAUCUACCUGCACUUUUUCAAAACGUUGUUGGCUGUGAAGAUCUGAUCAAGCAGUUUCAGGGCUAUCAGACGACUGCUGCAAACAUGAAGGCUCUCGGCAUGGAUCCUCGAGAACAACUCCCCUUCAAUUUUCUCUUUAAGGGGCCACCAGGUACCGGCAAGACCACAACAGCGCAAAAGAUGGGCAAGAUAUUCUACGAUAUGGGAUUGCUCAGCCAAGCGAAGGUUGUAGAAUGUUCUGCUACUGACCUUAUAGGACAGUAUGUCGGUCAAACUGGACCCAAGGUUCAGAAGCUGUUGGAGAAAGCCCUCGGCAAGGUUCUGUUUAUCGACGAAGCAUACCGCUUAGCAGAAGGCGCAUUCGCUACAGAAGCAAUGGACGAGUUGGUAGACUGCUUGACGAAGCCCAAGUUCGCUCAGAAAUUAGUUACUGUACUCGCUGGAUACGACAAAGAUAUCGACCGACUAAUGAGCAUGAACCCGGGUCUCACGAGUCGGUUUCCAGAAGCGGUUAUCUUCAGCCAUCUAGAUCCAGAAACGUGUUUAGAGCUUUUGAUCAAGGUCCUGGAGGAUCUACAGAAGAAGAAAAAGGCGCCGCUAGACUUAUCCGUCGUGGAAGUCCUUGGAUCCGGAUUGAAUGAGCUGAUCCUCGACUACUUUCGUAAGCUUUCAGACUUAGGUUCCUGGGGCAACGCUCGCGAUGUCAAGUCUCUUGCCAAAAGCAUGUUCGGCAAACUGAUCUCAGCGGCCGUCCCACCUGUGACCAGCCUCGUCCUUACGGAACCCAUCAUCAUCAACACCAUGCAAACCAUGUUUGACGAGCGCUCUCGUCGGAACGAAGCUGCCGGUACAAGUCGCUUUCCGAACCGAAUACCUAUACGCCCGGCACCGCAGCCACAGCCACAAACACAAAAGCCACCCAUAGCUCAUGCACCCGAGACUAAAUCAGCACCGCCACCUACCAAAGCACCGCCACCAACAGCGCAGAAGCAAGACAAGCAUCUUGAGGUCGCAAAGACGGUCAAACCCAAGGAAGAGCCUGAAGACCCUCUAGAUUCGAUUCUCAAAGCAACCCGCGAUGCUGGUGUUUCCGACGCGAUUUGGAACCAACUCGAGCGCGACAAACGCGCUAUAAUCGCAAAGGAACGCGAGUACCGCCGACUGCAAGAAGAGAAACGACAAGAAGAGCAACGCAUCGAGGAGUUGUGGCGAGCAGAGAAAGCUGCCGCUGACGAAGAAGAGCGACGUUUGCGGGAACAAGAGAGGAUCGCGGCAGAGUUAGAACGAAGGCGUAGGGAAGCUAUCCUGAUCGCGGCAGAGAAGGAGCGCAAGAAGGAGAUGGAGGCGCAGAAGAGACUCAGGAUCAUGGGCCCCUGUCCAGCAGGCUACCAUUGGAUCAAGCAAGGUAUGGGGUACAGGUGUGCUGGUGGAAGUCACUGGAUUGAUGAUGCAGCGGUGUGGCAGUAA